Erigeron canadensis is the source of this 2106-nucleotide messenger RNA. RefSeq lists its product as uncharacterized. NCBI's taxonomy places the organism in Eukaryota, Viridiplantae, Streptophyta, Magnoliopsida, Asterales, Asteraceae. The record is from RefSeq and is a predicted model, not a curated record. The transcript has 14 exons. Bases 132 to 1649 code for a protein of 505 amino acids.
AGGAAAUUCUGCAAAAGUCCACCCUCCUCUUCCAGAUUCUGUUAUGUUCAAUACACACUAAAACCACAUCCUUCUCCCCACUCUCAAAUCAAUUGAAAACCAUUCAUAUACACACAAUAUAGAUAAAUACGAUGAUAACAAGAUCCACAAUCCAAUCAUUCCUAUCAAUCUUCCUCACAAUCCAUCCUCACGAAACCAUCACCGUUUUCUACUCAACUUCCUCUUUCUUCUUCGUAUUGAGUGCGUAUUUUGUGGUAUUACCGUUACGAGACGAAGGUGCAAUAUCGUUAGGGAUAGAAAAUAUACCUGGAUUGUUUUUAGGUUCAUUAUUACUUACACUUGUUGCUGCUCCUCUUUCUACUCUCCUUUUUUCCUUACCUUUUCUUCCUAAACCUAAGGCUUUGGUCUUGAUAUACAGGUUUUUCAGUGCAAGUCUUGUGCUGUUUUUCGUUUUAUGGGUUCUGUCUUCUCCAGAAAAUACAUUUCCAGAUUUUAGGGGGUUCCUCUCCUUGCAGUCCACCAUAAAAGAGGAUUUAAAGGUUGAAAUGCAACCCGAUUCUAAACAUUCUGCUGAUUGGGGCAAGCAUAGCUGGUUUUUUAUUUCUGUGAGAAUAGGCUUCUUCUUAUGGGUUGCUCUCCUAAAUCUUAUAACUAUAUCUUCAACAUGGGCAAGAGUCGCAGAUGUGAUGGACAAUGAGUCAGGUUCAAGACUGUUUGGAUUUAUUGGUGCCGGUGCUACUUUUGGUCAGCUUUUCGGUUCAUUGUUCGCUACGGGAAUGGCCUGGUUGGGACCAUAUCUCUUGCUAUUUGCUUCCCUCAUGAUGGAAUUUGCUGCCCAAUCAUCCAAAAGGAUCAAUAAGGAUGUACCUGAUCCCUCUGAAGAACUAAUCCCUCUUAGGAAGAGUGAAGUUGAUCAGAAGAAUGAGACGAAUGAAGGGGAUAUAUCUGAUCGGAAAGACUUUUCAGCAACAGCUCCAAGUUCAACUGUAGAUUCGACAAAGCCUCGCUUUUGGGCUUUACUGGAUGGGUUCUGGCUUAUAUGGUCAUCGAAUUAUUUGUUGUGUGUGUCAUUAUUCCUGUGGCUAAGUGCAGUGACCUCUUCCUUCUUCUAUUUUCAGAAAGUAACAGUGAUUGCCUCCACUGCCACAACCCCUACUGGAAGAAGGCGACUAUUUGCACAGAUCAAUAGUUUUAUUGCUGUUUUUAUCCUGGCUGGCCAGCUUACGUUAACGGGGCGUAUUCUUACUGUAGCUGGAAUUACUAUAGCUCUUUGCUCUGCACCAUUCACGGCAUUUCUGAACUCAAUUGCUAUUGCUGUUUGGCCGACUUACUUAGCAGUUGCAGUGUCAGAGACCAUACGGAAGGUGGUAACCUACGUUGUAACUAGGCCGGGAAGAGAAUUACUGUUCACAGUUGUCUCACAAGAUGAGAAAUACAAAGCCAAGGUAUGCAUAGAUGUCCUUGUCCAAAGGUUUGGAGAUGCUACUGCAGCUGGAAUGUACAAACUACUUCACAGCACACUUGAUGGCAAAAUAACCCACAUUUCCCUUUAUGCUUUACCUGUAUGCAUUUUAUGGCUAGUUACGGGGUUCCACUUGGGACGCCAACAAACACAGCUUGCCAAGUCCCAGAUUCUCUCAGUCUCCUGAACUUUUUCUCGUUUAUCAGGUUCCUUGGGAAUAAUACAAACGCCAGCUAAGAAAAAACGUUGUCCUUUUAGAUGAAUAAUAGUUGUACUUUCUUUUGGACAUUUUUCAUAAAAAAUCAAUAUAGUUAGAUUGUUAGAAAUAGUGUGUUCAUAUUAUCCGGGUUACUUAUCUUAACAUGUUGAUAAAUAUGUUAAACUAGUUAUGUAUUUAGAUAAAGAUUCACAAUAGUGUAGUGAAAUCCACAAAAUUAUGCAUCUAACAAGUACCAAGCUCAUAGGUUUAGCAACUAUAUUAGAAAUUAAACAGUUCCUACGCAGUCGUUUCAAGUAAACGACUUUAGAAAUUAUCAAAGGUUUUGUACAUCUAACAUCAUGUAUCAUUUCCCCUUUGUAUGCUUGGUAUAGCUUAUAUGCCAUAAAUUUAACAAUUGUUGACUAUUACUGUAUCAUUUUAUUAA